Molecule: messenger RNA, 2233 nt
Organism: Sinocyclocheilus grahami
Lineage: Eukaryota; Metazoa; Chordata; Actinopteri; Cypriniformes; Cyprinidae
Product: chemokine-like receptor 1
Exons: 2
Coding region: 540-1463 (307 amino acids)
Biological process (GO): inflammatory response; complement receptor mediated signaling pathway; positive regulation of cytosolic calcium ion concentration
Cellular component (GO): plasma membrane
Molecular function (GO): G protein-coupled receptor activity; complement receptor activity
Source: RefSeq, a predicted model, not a curated record
UAUGAUUCCAAAUUUAGGGGGGCCAAGCUUGUUGACAGGCCCCCCUGGCCACCCCCUAGAACCGCCCCUGUAUCAAAAUGAACCUUAAUAGAAGAUAAGUACGCGACUCAUACUCAAAGGAGCAAGCUUGGAAGGUGGUGGCCGAGGUGGUUGGUGAAUCUGGUGUGUGUCGUGAUUGUAUUGUGUUUGUGUACUCUGUUUAUCAUUGAAUUACAGUAAUGAUGUAAUGAAUUAAUUAAUGUGAUUGGCUGUUGUCACUAUGAGUGCUUCAGCACCAAGCUUCAGACUCGCCAUGCGUCUAGCGUCAAGGGUGACGCCCCUUCAUCCUUACAAAAAUCAAGGAUGUCUUGCAUUUUGUGGGUUUCUAUUUCUGCGACGACGCGGCUGGGACAAGCAUAGAUGGGGACAAGAGCAUGCAGCGUCCGUUUGCUGUGAUUAUUUAUUGAUUCUGUCGCGUCUGGUGUGAACAGACAAAUUAUUUGUCACUGGAAUAUUAUCACGUCGCGUCUGGUUAGGACAAGGUGUUAAGGCUUUACAAAAUGUCCAGAGAAGACAAUGCCGCAGACUAUGAUGGUAUCACUACAGAACUUGAAGUCACAGAAAAUGCAAUAAAGCAGUACCAACAUGUGAUCAGGAUGAUCUACUUAAUUACAUAUUCUGUUGUCUUGAUCCUCGGUGUCACCCUCAACUUCAUCGUCCUUAUCAUCAGCUGCCUGAAAAACAAGAAAACGCCAACGGUUUCCACUUGGAUUAUGGCGUUGGCUGUAACACACUUAGUCUCCAGCGCAUUUGUGGUUCUUCAGCUCCUGUAUGCUUACAAUAACUUUGAAUGGAAUUAUGGAAAAACAAGCUGCAAGCUGUCAUCCUAUAUCACCUACGGCAGUAUGUUCUCCACAGCAGCCAUGCUGAGUCUCUGGAGCAUUAGUUCUGCUUUUUUAAAAAGCGAUUGCAUAAAAAAUGGCAAGAAUUGUAACAUCAUUCUGAUUUCAUUCUCCUGGUCUAUUGCAGCAGUCUUGGCAUGUCCUUCGCUGUUUUCCAGAGAGGUGCGAUCUUCUCAGUGCAUUGAUGAUUAUGACUUGGACAAAUUGAAAACAACUCAAGACGGCAUUGCUAGGCUGAAGGCAGUCGUUAUCAUGAGAUUUCUUAUCGGGCUUCUUGUGCCAGCUUUGAUCAUGUUUCUCAGCUGUUUGACAUCAGCUCAUAGAAGGUGUAAAGAUUGCAAUAAGCAGGCACAGAUCAUCUGUGCUAUAAAGAUUGCCUUCUUUGUGUUCUGGGGCCCUCAAAUCUUCUUAACCAUGCUUCAAGCCACUCGUACCGACAGCCUGGGUUCAAGUAUGUUGAAAUAUGGACUUCCAGCAGCUACUGCAUUGGCCACAGCCCACCCUUUUAUCAGCCCGAUCAUCUAUUUGUUAUUGGGAUGUAGUAUUAAAAUGAAGUGGAUGGCACGUGACCCAGGUUUAUAAUACUGUUGCCUUGCACCAAUAAGGUCCCCAGAUCAAGUCCCAAAUGAGCCUGGAGGUCUGUCUGUGUGGAGUUUUUCAGAGGUGAAUUGGAGACACUAACUUGUCUGUGUAGUGAAUGAGAAAGAGUGUUCCCAAAUGAUGGAAUGGUCAUCCAUGCAGUGUUUCCUCCACCCUUGGACCAGCAUCCCUGCGACCCUACAGAGGAUAAGCAAUUUGAAGAAUGGAUGGAUGACCCAGAUCACAACAAUGAACUGAUGCGCUUAGGAAAAUGCUGCCCAUGAAUUGUACACAGGCAUUAAAGAUUGAUGUAGCAAUUCUAAAAUACAUCAGCAAGGACUGUUAAAUAUACACCACGUCCACAAAAAUGCAUGCCAGCACUUUCUGUAUUCAAACUGACAAGUGGACCAUUUCUUACUCCCAACUCCUAAUCCAAACUCUGAAAAUUGAUUAUUAUGAAAACUGGCCCUGUAUGGUCCAAAUUCAUGCUCGCUUUCAAGUUAAAUGCUGAUUUGUUGAUACACUGCAUCACAUGUAUAUACUUACUGCUAGAAAAAGCAUUGCUACAGAAACACUAACACACUAUCUACUUUAUAUCCUGUACGAAUAUCAACCUUAUUGAGGACCAUUUGAAGUGUUUUUUUUUCUUAUUUUGAAACUGGGAGCACUUGUUACAUUUUAAGAAGAAUGUCAUGUACAUUAAUAUGAAUCUGUUUCAUUCUUAUUCUGAGAUCACCGUAGUCACCUGGACUACGGACUACGGUCCUCUUUGU